AGGGAAGUUAGAGUAAGGUCAAAGAGUGAGAUUGAGCGUGAGAGAGAGUUAGUAGAGGAUCCUAACUAUUCUCCACCUCCCACCCUUUGUAAUGAAAGCUACGAAAUGGAAGAGAUGUCGUAUGAGGAGACAUUAAGCAUUGGCAGAGGUGAAGAGGUGGUGCCAGUAAGGCAAGAUGAGGAGUCUGAAGUGGAAACUUCGACGAGCAGGGAAAGUGUAGAGGAGGAGGAAGAGGUGGAGAUCCCUGCUAAGAUUUUGGAAGGUAUUGAUGGGAGGCAAAGGCAUUUCGAUGAGGGGGAUGUCGUUUCUAAGGUGAUAAAUUAUGAAGCGUCCUGGAGGGACAAGAGUAGCAUGGUGCACCUGGCAAAUAAUUACAGCAUUCCAUCUCAUGUGCUUUUGAGGCCUGCUAGUGAAGAGGAGCGAGCUUGUCCGUCUCCUGGGGAUCAUUGGAUGUCGGUUUAUGCACACUACCUGCAAGCUGGGCUAAGAUUCCCCAUUCCAAAAUUGUUGGUGGGGUUGCUGAACGAGUAUUGCUUGGGCUUGACAUAGCUCAUCCCAAAUGCAGUCCGGUUGAUCAUAGGUUUCUUAGUAUAGUACCAAGUUCAAGGUGUGAUCAGGCCAACUGUAAGCCUGUUCAAAUAUUUUUUCUUGAUCAAGGGAGAGAGCAAUAAGGAGAAGGGGUGGUUUUACUUCACACCUCAAGUAGUGAGGGGCCAAAGCAGAAACCUUUUCAACUUUGGGCCUUCCUCCAUUAAGGGGUGAAAGGAUAAAGUUUUUCUUUGUCA
Rubroshorea leprosula is the source of this 785-nucleotide messenger RNA. The record is from the annotation of a GenBank genome assembly. NCBI's taxonomy places the organism in Eukaryota, Viridiplantae, Streptophyta, Magnoliopsida, Malvales, Dipterocarpaceae.